Messenger RNA from Neltuma alba, 2183 nucleotides. RefSeq names its product kinesin light chain 3-like. Gene Ontology annotation, molecular function: protein binding. The record is from RefSeq and is a predicted model, not a curated record. Lineage: Eukaryota; Viridiplantae; Streptophyta; Magnoliopsida; Fabales; Fabaceae.
AGAACUGCAGCUGACUUCACUACUGUGGCUUGCCUUGUUCAAAACCCUAAACCCUGAGUGCUUGCGCUUAUAGAACAACUCUAUUCAAGUUUAAUCACAGUGACAUGAAAUAAGUAAAUCCAUUAAAUCUCUGUAUUUCUGUAUCUAUCCCUCAUCUUUCUUGCUGGAAGAAUGUCUCUGCGGGUGGUAGCAGCUAAUUUACUCAAAAAGAUUCGCUUUCCUUCUCGCAGUGCUUCUUCUACUUCUGUAGUAACCUCUAAUGCGUUGCCCAUCUCACUUCCUGGUGAAAAUUUUACUUGUCAUUGGCAUCGACCCGGUGCGCAUGGUUGGAGGACAUGUUCUAGGGGUCCUUGUCUAUGGACGGUGAUAUAUGGACAUCUUGCAUUAAUUAUUGGCAUCAAUGCCAACCCUGUGUUUGCAAAAGAUGCAUCAAAAGAAGCAGUUCUUGAUAGUGACGCUGAAAAGGAUGACAUAACUGGAUUGCAAAAAAUUGAGGAUGGCUCUGUAGUAUCAAAUAUACACAUCAAAUGGAGGGUCUUUACCGAUAAAGGGAGAGAAUUUUUUCUUGAGGGAAAAAUAGAUGAAGCUGAAAAGCUCUUCCUUUCUGCGGUGCAAGAAGCUAGAGAAGGUUUUGGCCAGAGAGACCCACAUGUUGCAUCUGCAUGCAACAAUCUGGCUGAGUUGUACAGAGUCAAGAAGGCUUUUGACAAAGCAGAGCCACUGUAUUUAGAAGCUAUCAGCAUAUUGGAGGAAUCAUUUGGACCUGAAGAUAUACGAGUGGGAGCUGCCGCUCAUAACCUUGGUCAGUUCUUCCUUGGACAGCGGAAAUUGGAAGAAGCUCGUGUUUACUACGCGAUGGCUUUGAAGAUAAAAAGGCGGGUUUUGGGAUAUAACCAUCCAGACUGUUCUGAUACAAUGUAUCAUCUAGGCGUGGUGCUGUAUCUUCAAGGAAAAGAAGGGGAUGCUGAGGCCUUUAUUCAGGACUCUAUAAGAAUGCUAGAGGAAGGUGGUGAAGGGGAGUCCUCUAUAUGCAUUAGAAGACUUCGAUAUCUCUCCCAGAUAUACAUGAAAUCACAUCGAUAUGCUGAAGCUGAGAUGAUUCAAAGAAAGAUUCUACAUAACAUGGAACUAUCAAAGGGGUGGAAUUCCCUGGACACUAUUGCUGUGGCUGAGGGUUUAGCUCUGACUCUGCAAGCAUCUAAUAAUUUAAAAGCCUCGCAAGAGCUUCUUCAAAGAUGUCUUGAUGCCCGGAAAGUCAUACUUCCUCACGACCAUAUUCAGAUUGGUGCUAACCUGCUUCAUCUAGCAAGAGGAGUGGUGCUCAACAGCAGCCAACUGCACAAGUGGGAUGCUUCUGGAGAAGCUGAGCUUGAUAGGGCAAAGGAGCAUUUGAAUAAUUCCAUAAGGAUUGCUCGUCAAGUGUUAAAUAAAUUAUUGAAACAGAAGGUCAACACAAAAGAUUACGGUGUUCUACGACGUUCUACAAAGGAAAGACAAGUGGCAUUAAUCAUACUGUUGCAAUCGCUCAGUACUUUGGCAUCAUUGGAGUUAGCUAAGCAAGGAUUGCUGGAAACUCAGGAAGAGCAUGCAAAUCGUGAAGCUCGGAAGGCACUUGUUCAAUGUGUUUCCGCUUAUAGGGAGUAUGUAUCUGAGAAGUCAGUUGCUGAUUCCCCUGAAAUAAAGAAAGAGUAUCUUUCAUGUUUAAAGCGCGCUCAAGACUUGCUUGAUUGUAAAUUUGCUGAGGAGCCAACCAAUUAAGGAGAUUCCAGGAGCUGAAUUAAGCAUCUCGAAUGCAAAAUUUUUUGCUUGGCACAAAAAAGUGGCCAAGCUGAAUAGAUAUCUUUAUUGCCGCUCUCUUUGUCGGAAAGAGGCGUAUGCCCGAAUCCGCAUAGAAGGGGUUGCGCUCCACGGUGAAUUAAAUGAAAAUUACCAUGUUUUGGCUUCCCCGAUAGUCAUCUAAAUUUGGGAACCAUAAACUGUUACAUUUGUUGUGUACUUGAAUUAUUCUAUACCUGUUUAUUUUGUUCGGGACAAAGUGUUUGUCCCUCAAAAUCCAAUGUUAAAAUUUUUUAGUAAUCGAGCCCCAAUAAAAUAUUCCUUGUAUUUUGCUUAAAAAAAAAAAUCCUUGUAAAAACACUUGGAUACACUUUUCUUCCUUUUGCAGAGUUGAUUUGUGGUCUUAA